Staurois parvus is the source of this 1759-nucleotide messenger RNA. Lineage: Eukaryota; Metazoa; Chordata; Amphibia; Anura; Ranidae. The record is from the annotation of a GenBank genome assembly.
UUAGAAUUCAAUACCUGCACGACCAUCCAUUCAAUUUCAGGGACUCCAAGGAUGUAUCAAGAUUCCAAAAUCCGAUAGCCUCAAUGAAAUGCACAACUUUAACUUCUAUCUGUCAAACGUGGGAAAAGAUAACCCUCAAGGCAGCUUUGACUGUAUCCAGCAAACAGUAGCAAGCUCGGGGCUGUCGAAAAUGAACUGCUUGGGAUUUAUACAGGAUAAAAUUACAGUAUGUGCCACUAACGACUCCUACCAGCUUACAAGAGACCGCAUGACCCAGGCAGAAGAAGAAACCCGGAGCCGUAGCACCAAGGUCAUAAAACCUGGUGGUCCAUUUGUAGGGAAGAGGGUCCAGAUUCGUAAACCAGCAAAUAGUAUUCUAGAUACAGCACCAGAAAGGAAAAGAUCUACACCCAUUAACCCUGCAAGCACCAUACGAAAGACAAAUAUCAGCAACAGUAUUGCACAACGGCCAUAUAGGGAAAGGGUGAUUCAUCUGCUGGCACUGAAGCCAUAUAAAAAACCAGAGAUACUUGCUCGUUUACAUAGAGAUGGCGUUAAUCAAAAAGACAAGAACUCCCUCGGUGUUAUCCUGCAACAGGUUGCCAAUUUGAACCCAAAGGACAAUUCAUAUACUCUUAAGGAUUUUGUUUACAAAGAAAUACAGAGGGAUUGGCCUGGAUACCUGGAAGGAGAUAAACAGCUAUUAGACAGAGUUCUUUCUAGAAAACUUAACCAGUCUCAGAAUGCCAGCUCCAGCCAGUCAGAUUCUCCUCCUCCGUCAAGUGCUGCAUCUGCAUCUCCUACCCAGAAACGUCUUUUGGAUUCAGAAUUCAUUGAUCCCCUAAUGAAUAAGAAGCCAAGGAUUUCUCACCUUACAAACCGUGUGCAGCCCACUUUAAAUGGCCACUUAGGUGACAAACCAGCAUCUGCACCUCCUCCACCCUCUGCUGCUGCCACCCCAUCACUUCCUCAACUUCCACCUGCACGCCUUCCAGUGUCCAACCCGCAAAAUAUAAACUCAAACUCCAAUUCUCCUAGUACUCCUGAGGGUCGAGGGACGCAAGACCUGCCCAUGGACACUUUCAGUCAGAAUAGUGGCACCUAUGAGGACCAGCAAGAAAAAUAUACCUCUAGGACUAAUCUGGAAAAUUCUGUACCAACUCCAAUUAAGUUGGGAAACUUGGUUCCCACGGACGAUAAAAAUAGCACAUUGCACAAAAAGGCAAAGAGAGCCAAAAAACACAAGGAUAAAGACCGCAAGAAACUGGAUGCUGAACCCACAGAGGAAAACAAGCCAGCACACCUAAGGAAAGAAGAAAUUAUUAAGGAAGAAAAGAGCCUGAGCCUGGAUAAAAAGAAAGAUAUUCAAGAAUCUUGCAUAACUUCAGACCCUUCAUCCACAACAGAACUGCCAGAUUACAUAGUGAAAUACACUGUCAUUGUGUCUAAUGAACAGAGGCAAAGCUACAAGGACGACUUUAACUCUGAAUAUGAUGAAUAUCGGAGAUUGCACGCCCGAGUAGAAAGUAUCACCAGAAGAUUUAUGCAGCUGGAUGCACAGAGAAAGCGGCUGUCUCCUGGUUCUAAAGAAUAUCAGGUUCUGCAUGAGCAGGUUCUCAAGGAAUACCGUAAAUUCAAAGAGGCAAGUCCAAACUAUUAUGAAGAAAAGUACAGAUGCGAGUACUUGCACAACAAGCUUGCCCAUAUUAAAAGACUAAUAGGAGAGUUUGACCAACGACGGGCAGAGUCCUGGCACUAA